AUGGCGACCACCCUGGGCAAAAGAAAAUCCAGGGAAGACCAACACUUUGAGAAGGGAGGACACGGGUCGACGCUCUUCGUGUCUAAUCUGCCCUACGAUGCAACGUCAACCGAUCUAAAAACUGCCUUCUCCGAUCUUGCCCCUGUACGGUCUGCAUUUGUGGUGCUUGAGCAUGGUACGGGCGUAUCUAAGGGCGUUGGAUACGUCUCUUUCGCGAUCCGGGAGGAUGCUCAGUCUGCAUUUGAUUCCAUCACGUCCGAUGGCAUGACCAUGAACGACCGAAAACUGAGGGUCGCAUGGGCUGGUUUAAAACCCAAGGACAGGCCGACCAAAGACCGUUCAGCAAAACCCAAGGCGGACUCUAUGAAAAAGGAGGAUGAGGCAGCGGUCAAGUUAUCUGUCUCUAAAUCCAACGAUCCACUCGCCAUCCGAACCAUCCUCAUUUCCGGUUUGCCAUCGACCAUAGACUUGAAAACGCUGUGGAAGAAAGUACGCAAACUUGAGGGUGCAGAGAACGUGGUAUGGCCCGGAAAAACAUCUUCAGGAGGCGAGGAUCCUACAACAGCAAGUGCCCUCUUCUCUACCUCAAAGAAUGCACAGGACGCCGUCAACAAGUUGCAUGCGCAUGUCUUCAAGGGAUGCCUUUUAUCCGUGACACUCAAAAAGCGUCUCGAGAAUCUGGUUCAAGGCUCGAGAAAAAAACCAACCAAAGCUGCUUUGCCAAGUCAUGCAAGUCGUCUCAUCGUCCGUAACCUCCCUUUUGAUUUUACAGAGCAAGAUUUACGAGCAAUCUUCCUACCCUACGGACCUAUACACUCGAUUAAUAUGCCAGUCAUGAACGCCGAUGACGCUGAUCAGGGUGACCGCGGGGAAGAGGCUAAGCCCUCAACAUCAAACCGGUCGAAAGGUUUCGCAUUUGUAUGGAUGCUCAGCCGGAAAGAUGCGGAGGCUGCGCUGAAAGAGUGCAAUGGAAUGAAAGUCAAAGCCGGUAUGGCUCACGCUAUUGUCUCUGACAAGCAGAAGAGGAAGAAAGACCGGAGAGAGGAGAAGAAACAUGUACAGUCUGUAAAGGAAGAAGAAGCGGAAGGUGUUCCUGAGACUCUGGGUAGUUCAUCAAAAGAACGGAUGAUCGUCGUGGACUGGGCGUUGAGCAAGGAUAGAUGGGAGGAAGCGAAGUCAAAACUGGAGGAGAUAAGUGAAGGUGAAGGUGAAGGUGAAGGUGAAGGUGAAGGGGGCGAUGUGGAGAUGAAGGACUCGAGUUCAGAGAGCGAAGACAAGGAUGAAGAUGAAGAAGAUAGUGAAGACAGGGACGAGCACAUAGGUGUCCACGAAGAAACUGAAGAAGAUACUGACAGCCAGUCUGAAGACGAAGACGAAGACGAAGAAACCGCUGGGGACGAUGAUGAACCAGAGGCUAUAAAACCCAAGCUACCACAAACGGAUGUCGGAACCACCUUGUUCAUUCGCAACAUUCCCUUCACGGCAACUGAGGAUGAGCUACGGACCUUAUUCAGGGCGUGGGGACCUCUUCGAUAUGCUCGUAUCACAAUCGAUCCGGAGACAGAGCGGUCUCGGGGAACAGGAUUCGUCUGUUUUUGGAACAAGGGGGAUGCUGAUAAGGUCAUCGAACAGAGCGAAAUUCUGCGUGCUGAGACCAUGGGCAAUCAGCCACAGCCGACCAAAAAUCCCUUUACCCUUCCUUCCAUUCUUACGCCUGACCCGUCUUCUAGUAUUGCAAGGAAUUUGGUUCUGCACGGUCGUACGCUCGAUGCCGCACGCGCCGUAACGCGGGACCAAGCUGCGAAACUCAAAGAAGAGGGCGAGAAAGCACGAGAAAAGGCUGACAAGCGUAACCUCUACCUCUUGCGCGAGGGUGCUGUGCUUCUAAAUACACCUGCUGCGGAGACUCUCCCACCGGCUGAAGUCGAGAGACGGACGAAUUCCUUCAAUUCCCGCAGAGCGCUGCUUCGCAGCAAUCCCUUACUAUAUGUCUCUAGAACACGCCUAAGUAUCCGACGGAUACCGUUGUUUGUGACGGAGCGGGUUCUUAAACGUCUCGCUGUAUAUGCUGUCAAAGCAUUCAAUGUGGAAGUCAAGGCACAGCUCAGGGAAGGUUUAGACCCCGACGAACUUGCGGAGCCCGCGCAAGGUGUGCUAGGCACUGACCAGCACGAGGUCAAAAGCACUAAAUCAAGGAAACACGACAAGAAGUUCGGACGGCCUACUCCUGUGAAGCAAACCAAGAUCGUACGGCAGCAGGAUCGUGUUGAUCCUAUAACAGGAAUAGGUCGUAGUCGGGGAUACGGAUUCAUUGAGAUGCACAAGCAUGCGGACGCACUUCGAGUUCUACGGUGGGCCAACAAUAACCCCGAAGUAGGCGCGCUUUUCGAGAAGUGGUGGCGAGAAGAACUGGCAGACCUUACCAAGAAAGAGAAGGCCAAAGACAGUCCGGACGAGGCGCGGAUUAAGCGGAUGAAAGAUGCUUUGGAAAACCCCUCGAAGCCUCCGAACGGUACCUUGAUUGUUGAGUUUUCCAUUGAAAAUGUCCAAGUAGUGCAACGCCGGUCGUCUCGACAAAAGGAGAAAGCAGACAGACCACGUACCCAACGCGAUUCUACCAAGAUGGAAGAGCCGCCAUCUAAGAAGCGCUGUAUAUCAAUUGAACACGUGGAGCUGAAAAAGGAGGAACCAUCUAAGUCUGGAAAGCUUAUUGGAUCACUCAUUGGUCGAAAGCGGAGAGCUCGGAAAGCGGGCAAAUAG
Pisolithus orientalis is the source of this 2760-nucleotide messenger RNA. RefSeq lists its product as uncharacterized. Bases 1 to 2760 code for a protein of 919 amino acids. NCBI's taxonomy places the organism in Eukaryota, Fungi, Basidiomycota, Agaricomycetes, Boletales, Pisolithaceae. The record is from RefSeq and is a predicted model, not a curated record. The transcript has 9 exons. Gene Ontology annotation, molecular function: RNA binding.